GUUUGAAAAGCCUAGAUAUCUCCCCAUUCCACAGGCAUUUCCAGCAAACUAACCCAUUCCAAAGUACCUGUUCAAAGAGCUCCAAUGGCACAUCAAAGAACUGAGAUGGGUCUAGUGUUGGUCCUAGCGACCAUCCUCUGGACUGGAGCCACCGCACAGUCUAGCAGUUGCACAAGCACGAUAAUAAGCAUGUCACCCUGCCUCAACUACAUUACUGGCAACUCUUCAACCCCAUCUUCAAGCUGCUGCACUCAGCUUGGCAACGUUGUUCGCUCACAGCCACAGUGCUUGUGUCAGGUCCUAAAUGGUGGUGGCUCAUCCCAGGGGCUCAACAUCAACCAAACUCUUGCUCUGGCAUUACCUGGUGCUUGCAAUGUUCAGACUCCACCCCUCAGCCGUUGCAAUGCUGCUUCUCCAGCUGAUUCUCCUGUGGGAACUCCAGAAACUCCAAGCACAGUACCAUCAGGACGGGGAUCUAACACAGUACCAUCAACAGAAAAUGGUGCAUCAGAUGCAACCUCUACUAAGUUAGCAGCUCCUCUGCUUUUCUUCCUAUUGUUCAUUGCAUCAUACGCUUCGACCUCCACACUCUGCUGA
This is a messenger RNA of Ilex paraguariensis (yerba mate), 597 nucleotides long. The record is from the annotation of a GenBank genome assembly. Lineage: Eukaryota; Viridiplantae; Streptophyta; Magnoliopsida; Aquifoliales; Aquifoliaceae.